Messenger RNA from Macrobrachium nipponense, 2270 nucleotides. RefSeq names its product nephrin-like. Lineage: Eukaryota; Metazoa; Arthropoda; Malacostraca; Decapoda; Palaemonidae. Bases 1 to 2226 code for a protein of 741 amino acids. Gene Ontology annotation, biological process: cell-cell adhesion. The transcript has 14 exons. Gene Ontology annotation, molecular function: cell adhesion molecule binding. The record is from RefSeq and is a predicted model, not a curated record. Gene Ontology annotation, cellular component: cell-cell junction; plasma membrane.
AUGAGUCAGGAAGCACUGAGGGCUAUUUUAGGAGUAGAUAUCCAAAGAUCGUCCCUGCAUGACACAAGCGACUUCUUCGACAGUCAGGGGGGAAACGAGGACGAAAUCUCCCUAGACACUGAAGACGAAAUCUCCCCCCAGACAUCAAGUAUUGGGCGCGAUGGCCGUAUCACAAAUCGUCGGCAAUGUAAAAAUAGAUGUACUGGAAUCCAUGUGCAUCAGCCAAACAGAAAACAAGAAGACGCCAGAGAGGCAAUUGAAAGCAGACUUGGUCGACAAGAGCUUCUGGGAUUAUUUGUCAAUGAUUUAAUCCGGCAAGACCUGUCACCAGAGGAGAUCCUCUUCAAUAACUCGCAAGUUCUCACUCAGAUCACACCAGGGUCGGCCGACCAAGAAGAGCAGCACUUCGUGGUGGUUCCCGAGAGCGUCGAGGUGAACCUCGGGGAAGACGUCGUCCUCAGGUGCGUCGUCAGGAACCAGCAGGGGAAGGUCCAGUGGACGAAGGACGGCUUCGCCCUCGGUGAGUUCACUUCCGAGAGAUUCGAGAGGGAAGUUCCAGGUUACCCUCGAUACUCCUACCUGGGAGAUCCUGCGAAGGGCGAGCACCACCUGGUGAUCAACGGCACGACCUUGGAGGACGACGGGGAGUACCAGUGCCAAGUGGGACCCACAGGCACGACCAGUGCCCUCUGGGCAGCCGCUAUAACGUUGCCUGUAUGGAACCCACUGACUAACGUAGAUUACGAAUCUAUCUCUCUCGCCAGUGGCUCGUCGAGCAUCAUCGUCAAGGGGGACAGAGAAGAGACGGUGGAAGGAUUCAGGGGCAGACCCUCCAGCUCGAAUGCGUCGUCAAGGACGGUCGGCCAGCCCCUUCUGUCAGCCUGGUACAGGAACGGAGUCUUGUUCGAUCAAGAGCUGCACAUGGAGAGGCUCGAGACCUCACCCAACGGGCGCAGCUGGAGCGUCGUCAGUCACCUGUUCAUGACGCCUGAAGCCGAGGACGACGGCCAGCAGUUCUCCUGCAGGGCGAUGCAUCCCUCCCUCACCAACUCCCCGACGCCUUUGGUUGCCUCCAUCGCCCUUUCUGUCCUGCUCGGGUACUUCCCCGGAGGUAUCCUUAGAGCUGGGGACACCUCGUCCACACUCGCCUGCCAGUCUCCCGGGGGCAAUCCUACUCCGGAACUCACCUGGUACAAGAAUGGCCAGCUCCUGAAGCCUCAGAAUUUCACCUCGGAGACGAACGAGGGAAAACACGAGGAUGGGAAACUCAGUCUGGUCAUCAAGGUGAGACCAGAAGACGACAAGGCUGUUUACGAGUGUCAGGCUGUCAACGAAAUGGCCGAGGAGCCUGUGAGUGCCAACGUUACCUUCACUGUCCAUUACAGUCCAAAACGGGUCACGGUCAAAGGUCCCUCCGUCGUAGCUGCAGGACAGACCUUCACUCUGACCUGCAUCACUUCCAGCGCAAAUCCUUCUGCCUCCAUCCACUGGUUAGUUGACGGAGUUGAGGUGGCAACCGUAUCUUCCCUGGUGAGCGAGGGAGAAGGGGGAGGUUGGGUGACCUCAUCUGACCUUAAUUACAGCCUAGAAAGGUCAGUCAGUCUCGCCGAGAUUAGCGUCGAAUGCAGAGCUUACAAUUCUGUCCGCGACGCUGUCGUUAAGGAGACUCGUGUCAUCAGUGUUAUCAAGCCCCCGGGCGUCCCAGCCUGCAGUGGAGGGGGUGGGGGACGUGGUGGCCGUGGGGCCAGUUGGUGGUCAAGUGUAGCAGCGCAGGAGGCAAUCCACAUCCGGGCGUCACGUGGAAUCUACAAAGGCCACGAGAAGCUCCUGACGGAGGUGACGGUCGACGGGAGAGUGACCAUAGCGAGAGCCGUUACAGAGGUCACACCCUCCGACAACGGAGCCAAGAUCUCUUGCCAGGUCUCAAAUCCAGCGACUGACGCGCCCCUGGUGGCAACAACGCCAAUCGAGUUGUUCUUUCCUCCUUGGGAAGUGAAGGCCGGGGUCUCCCCGACCAACGUCUCCGCGGGUCAAGUCGCAAAGCUGAUCUGUGAGUCGUCCUCGAGCCUUCCUGCUUCGACCAUCACUUGGAGGUCGGGCUCAGUCACCAACCACGGAGCCACUUCCAUGCACAGGUCGGGGCUCUAUGGAGGUCAGGUCACCAGAUCUGAGCUGGAAGUCAGGGCCCUCAUAGAGGACAACCAAAAAACGCACAUACAUAUGUGACGCUACCAACGGCUUGGGGGUUACCGUAACAAGCAACGUUACGC